This is a messenger RNA of Metarhizium acridum CQMa 102, 294 nucleotides long. RefSeq lists its product as uncharacterized. Gene Ontology annotation, molecular function: fatty acyl-CoA hydrolase activity. The record is from RefSeq and is a predicted model, not a curated record. NCBI's taxonomy places the organism in Eukaryota, Fungi, Ascomycota, Sordariomycetes, Hypocreales, Clavicipitaceae.
AUGGCCAAGAAAUUAACCCCUACUGCUUUCACAAAAGCCGUGAUGCGGUCAUUCAUGGCCGACUCGGGCCUGGAACCGAGAUUACUAGGCCCAAGAUUCCGCGUUGUGAGCGCGCAAUCCGGACGUGUCGACUUCGAGCUCGACAUCCACAGAGACCACACGAACCGCCUCAACACCAUACACGGGGGCACGCUCGCCAGUCUAGUCGAUCUCGGGGGCUCGCUGGCCGUUGCGUCCACAGGCCGCUUCGCGACCGGUGUCUCGACAGACUUGAACGGUGAGAAGGCCCUCUGA